UUCAACAGACCUUUAAUUCCCCAUCUGUAUUUUGGUGCUUUUAAUUAAACCCCAGAAUUAUAUUUCCACCAUUUUCAAAUACCUUACCUUACCUUACCUUACCUUCCAUGGAGUCUCUUCACCUCCUUUUCACAGCCUUGGCACUCCUGGCCACAUGCCUAAUCUUCCUCGCGUCCCGCACUCGCGCCGCCAAGAAGCUCAAUUUGCCGCCGGGACCGCCGGGGCCGCCGGUGGUCGGAAAUCUGUUCCAGGUCGCGCGCUCCGGGAAACAAUUCUUUCAAUACGUCCGGGAACUUAUUCCGGUGUACGGACCGAUUCUGACGCUGAGAAUGGGGACGAGGACGAUGAUCAUUAUCAGCAGCGCCGAGCUGGCGAGGGAGGCGCUGAUCGAGAAAGGUCAGGUGUUUGCGAGCCGGCCGCGGGAGAAUCCGACGAGGACCAUUUUUAGCUGCAAUAAGUUCACGGUGAACGCCGCGGUCUACGGGCCGGUGUGGCGGUCGCUCCGCCGGAAUAUGGUGCAGAAUAUGCUGAGCGCGGCGAGGCUGCGGGAGUUCCGACGGGCGAGGGAAGUCGCCAUGGAUAAGCUCGUGGAGAGGAUUGGGGCGGAGGCGGCGGCCAACGGCGGCGAGGUUUGGGUGCUGAGGAACUCGAGGUUCGCCGUGUUCUGUAUCCUGCUGGCGAUGUGCUUCGGCCUGGAUUUGACGCCGGAGACCAUCGAGAAAAUCGAUCAGAUGAUGAAGGCGGUGCUCAUCGUUUUGGAUCCCAGAUUGGACGAUUACCUGCCGAUUUUGAGUCCCUUCUUCUCCAAGCAGCGCCGGCGCGUUUGGGAGGUCCGGCGGGAGCAGAUCGAGAUGCUGGUGCCGUUAAUCGAGCGCCGCCGCGCCGCCGUGAGGAAUCCCGGCACCGACGCGGCGGCGGCGGCGUUUUCGUAUCUGGACACGCUGUUCGAUUUAAAAAUCGAGGGGCGGAAAUCGACGCCGUCGGACGCGGAAAUCGUGACGCUAUGCUCGGAGUUUCUCAACGGCGGCACCGACACGACGGCGACGGCUAUUGAGUGGGCGGUGGCGCGGCUGAUCGAGAAUCCGAAGAUCCAGACGCGUCUCUACGACGAGAUUCAGGCGACCGUCGGUGACCGGACCGUCGACGAGAAGGAUGUUGAGAAAAUGGCGUACCUGAACGCCGUCGUGAAGGAGCUUCUCCGGAAGCACCCGCCGACGUACUUCUCGCUGACGCACGCGGUGGUGGAGCCGGCGAAGCUCGCCGGGUACGACAUUCCGGCGGACGCCAACGUGGAGUUUUUUCUGCCGGGGAUAUCCGACGACCCGAAAAUAUGGUCCGACCCGGAGAAGUUCGACCCGGACCGGUUUUUCCUGGGGAGGGAGGAGGCGGACAUCACCGGAGUGACGGCGGUGAAGAUGAUUCCGUUCGGAAUUGGGCGGCGGAUAUGCCCUGGGCUGGGGAUGGCGACGGUGCACGUCAAUCUGAUGCUGGCCAGAAUGGUGCAGGAGUUCGAGUGGUUCAGUAAUUCCGGCGACGGGAAAGUGGAUUUCACCGAGAAGCUGGAGUUUACGGUGGUUAUGAAGAAUAGUCUCAGAGCUAGGGUUCGGCCGAGGAAGGCGGCGCCGGCGACGGCGUAAUCGCCGGCGAUAAGCGUUGCGUAUUGUUUACUAGUGUUUUCACUGCUACUCUGAAAGUUGUUUAUUUAUUGACUUUGCUGAAUUUCAUUUCCAUAUAUGUGAUCUUGUUUUUAUCCCUA
Molecule: messenger RNA, 1756 nt
Organism: Andrographis paniculata
Lineage: Eukaryota; Viridiplantae; Streptophyta; Magnoliopsida; Lamiales; Acanthaceae
Product: cytochrome P450 77A2-like
Exons: 1
Coding region: 108-1637 (509 amino acids)
Cellular component (GO): membrane
Molecular function (GO): oxidoreductase activity, acting on paired donors, with incorporation or reduction of molecular oxygen, NAD(P)H as one donor, and incorporation of one atom of oxygen; heme binding; iron ion binding
Source: RefSeq, a predicted model, not a curated record